CUUAGUUUUUGUCUCUGUGUUCCCUCAGUGCGCUCUCCAGUGCCAGCAGCCUCGCAGCAGCUCAGCCAAUCAGAGCAGGAGCUUGCAGAGGUGAUAGGUCUCCAGCGUACUGCAGAGGAAAGGACCAGAGAACUAACAGAGCAGCUGGAGAAUGCAAAUGCUAGGGUUGAGCAGUACAGGGCCGUGGUGCUGACUCUGGAGGACAGUCUGAAGAAAGAAAAGGAGUUUCGCUCCCCUCUGGAGCUCCGGCUGAAGGAGUCUGACGAGGUUCAGAAGCAGCUGGAGAAAACCAUCUUAGAGGCUGAGAAGAUGAAGCAGCAGGAGAGAGAAGAGAGGAGAAAGGCUGUAGAUGCUGUGGAAAAACAACUGCGUGAGGUGCAGCGCUGCCUGAAGUCCAGCCAGACGGAGCAGCAGGAGGCGCUGGAGAGAGCUGCUGCUGCUGUCACUCAGGAGCAGAGAGCCAUACAGGAGAGCCUGCUGCAG
This is a messenger RNA of Notothenia coriiceps (black rockcod), 483 nucleotides long. RefSeq names its product nucleoprotein TPR-like. Gene Ontology annotation, cellular component: nuclear pore. NCBI's taxonomy places the organism in Eukaryota, Metazoa, Chordata, Actinopteri, Perciformes, Nototheniidae. Gene Ontology annotation, molecular function: structural constituent of nuclear pore. The transcript has 3 exons. The annotation marks the transcript as partial. Gene Ontology annotation, biological process: mRNA export from nucleus; regulation of mitotic spindle assembly. The record is from RefSeq and is a predicted model, not a curated record.